AUGCACUUAAAUUCUGUGCUCCUUUUACUUUGUUUAUGCAUUGUUAAUAAUACGUUUCAAAUAAGAUUUACAAGGAAAAUAAAGGCGAUUGGAUUUCCGUAUUAUAAAAUUUUAUUGACAUUAGGUACUUGUAAAAACAGUGUACUUUUCAAAGAAGAGAAAGUAUGGCCAACAGUAAGGUUAAACAGAGUAAUGGAUAUAUACUACCGGAGCAGUAAUAGUGAUGUAAAAGUAUCGCAAGUGGAUAUAUUUCUUAUAAUAAACAACACGGACUGUGUUGCGUUUUCAACCUCUGGGGUAGGGUAUCCAGAAUUUGCUGCUACUAUGUUCUACGCAACCAACAUGGGCGCGACUUAUUAUAGGUUAACAAUUUUUACUUGCGACUACAACAUCACAGUGGAAACAUUAGAAAUGAUUACAAAUCCAUCAUUUGUUUAA
Messenger RNA from Zerene cesonia (dogface butterfly), 438 nucleotides. RefSeq lists its product as uncharacterized. The coding region runs from base 1 to 438 and encodes 145 amino acids. NCBI's taxonomy places the organism in Eukaryota, Metazoa, Arthropoda, Insecta, Lepidoptera, Pieridae. The record is from RefSeq and is a predicted model, not a curated record. The transcript has 3 exons.